AUAAACUAACCGCAAACUCAGGUGUAUUCAAAUGGUUUUAUCUUGCAAUACAUUUCAUAUGACAUAUAAGAUAGUUACUUUGCCUACUUAUAACCUUAAAAUAAAAUUGAGUUUUAUCUUUGAUAGUGGUACGGUUAGGCGCUGCUUUUUAUUGGACUAUGGACCGGAGCUAGAUGGGCGUUAUUUCUGCAUCUUUUUAAUAUAGCCUACCGGCAGUAAGAGAUACUAAACAAUAUUAAUUAAAUUUAACUUUAAGAGAUUUAAAGCUGCUUUGUUUACAAAACUCAUUCAGUAAAAUGGCAACCUUUUUACAAUCCACCAUUGACAAAGGAUCUGACAUUCUCCAAGAUUUCUUAUGUUCGACAUGUGAAGACAAGAAACUGGAUAAAAUGGCUGAUUUCUACUGUGAAACUUGUGUUAAAUUUUAUUGCGGAAAAUGUAUUGGCAUGCACAGCCAGUUGUUUAUAAAACAUGCCCCCUAUGGAAGGGGAGAUUUGAAGAAAUGGCCAGUGGCAAAGCAGGUGGAAGAUUUUCUAUUGAAAUGCGAUGUCCAUAAAGAUAAAAACCUUGAAUUGUUUUGUGAUAAUCACAUUGAGCUGUGUUGCACAAACUGUGCAAUUCUUAAUCACAGACACUGCCAAAAGAUAACUCUUAUAUCCGACAUCGUAAAAAGCCAGUCGACAGACCUUCAACAACUUUCAGUUUCUAUCCAAACUAUUCUAAAAGAGUUGAAGAAACUUCAAGACAACCAAGAGGCUAGCAUUCAGUAUGUGCAAAGUUCAUAUGAUGAACAGUUACACAAGAUAGAGAACACUCGCAAAGAAAUAAAUGCAGCCCUAGACACUAUUGAACAGAAGACACGAAAGGAAAUGUUAGAUACUCUAACCAAACUGCAGGCCUCUACCAAAAGUGAAGCUGAUAAAUGCAUCAGGCUUAGGGAUGAAUUAAAACAACUUCGAGACGCUAAACAGGACAUAAGUGAUAAAAGCAAGCAGGAGUUAUCCUUUAUUGCCACCAGAAAAUGCGAGGAAAUAAUAAAACAAUCUAAAACUUUUUUGAAUAGCACUCUUCAGGAUAAAUUCUAUAUAUCAUUCCAGCCUAACAGUGAAAUUGUACAGUACUUGUCAACACUGUUAGGUCUUGGGAAGAUUGAACGAAUGAUGGUACAAGAUAAUCCAAACAAGGUUAUCACUGUGCAGGGCAAGUCUGAACACAAUGUGAAAGUAUCAAGUGAUUCAUAUGAAUGUCAUAUCACAGCCAUCCUUGUUCUCCCAGCCAAACAGAUCCUGGUUGCAGACUCUAAUAAUAAAAAAGUCAAGCUUCUUGACCAGCAGUACCAGGUGGUGAGUCACUGUAGUGUGACUGGCUAUCCACUGACCCUGUGUGAUACCACACCCAGUGAAGUGGCUGUUACUAUGAAUGACCGGAACAUACAUGAGGUCCAGUUCAUCACAGUCAACAACAGACAGCUGGUAAUAGGAAGAAAGCUUCAGUUUAAACAUGCAUGUGUUGGUAUUGCCUUCCACCAGGGAGACAUGUAUAUUACUGCUUGUACUGCGCUGUACAAGUAUAAACUGAAUGGGAAACUUGUCAGCAAGAUGUACGAGGAUACAUCAGACUGGAAUACAGGUAAGAAUAAUUGUUAAUGAAUAAUUAUAUGUGAUUUGUUUAAUAAAUACAUUUAAAAUGUUCCGUCAGUGUAUUAUUUCAACCGAAGUUAAGAAAAUAAUUAAUGUUUCGUAUCGUUGAUUAAGACAUUCCCAGAAUGCCAUGUCUAAAAAUAUUGUGAAAUAAUUAAAUUUUGUAUACAUAAAAUUUAAUGGAUUGGUAAAAUCGGGCAUAUUUAGUAGAUCUUUUAAUUGUUUGUUGCUUUUUAUAAUAUCUGAUUUAAGAAUUUGACCUAAAAUGUUGUUGAACAUUUGAUUGUGUGGUUCAAUAACUGUUUGUAACCUGUUUUUUUUUGUUUUGUUUUUUAAUAUUUAGUAAAUGAGCAUGACUUAAUAAGUUCAGCAACUGUCUUUCAUAACUGAUGAAGGACAUGGAUCCAAUAUCAACCAUAUGCAUGUAGUUAUUCUUUUGAAUGAUGAUCAUGUAAAAUAUUCCAUUUUGUGUCAAUACCAUUAUAACCAAGAUUGUAUGUAUGGGUAAUGUUAAUGAGUUAUACCACCUUACAUAUUCCUGUUCAUAUUAAAGCGUAAUUAUUUUUUCUACUUUGUUUGUAAAGACUUUAAUUAUUCUAACACCAGUCACUCACAAACAUUUAGAGAACACAAUACACAGGAACAGAAUUUCCUGCCACACAUAAAUAUUUAUUAUUAGUGGAUUUUAUACAUAUCUUAAUAAUUUGUUGUCUCUGGUAUUUUUAACAAGACAUUAUUUAUACAGUUUCAAUAAGAUUUAUUAUUAACUACUAUACAUGUUAUUCAAUAUGUUGAGGGUACUCUGUUUUACAGUACACAAUUGUGCUGUGAGUCCCACAGGGGACAAGUUGUACAUCAUUAAUAAAUCCCAGCACAAGCUCCUCACUCUGGCCAGGGAUGGUUCAGUCCUGGCCACAUUCACUGACCAUGCACUACAAGACCCAUAUUGUCUUCAUGUGACACCUGCAGGCCAAGUGCUGGUCAGUGGACUUGGGUCCAACACUAUCCUACAAGUAGAUAGUGAGGGCAAGAGAAAACUGGCUACUCUUUGUACAAAGGAGGAUGGAGUGGUGGAACCAAUAUCAGUCUGCUACAACAGACACACUGCCUCCAUCAUUGUGGGAUUAAGCUGCAAGAGUAGAAUCAUCGUGUUCAAAGUGGGAUAGUGUAAUUUAACAUGUAUCUUGAUUGAUGAUUCAGAGGAUUUAAAUUGCCAUGUGAUUGUGUUGUUGUGUGUAAAAACAUUUUGUUAUGAUAAUAAAGACUUUUUAGUGUU
Messenger RNA from Dreissena polymorpha, 2916 nucleotides. RefSeq names its product protein PML-like. The transcript is spliced from 2 exons. Gene Ontology annotation, biological process: positive regulation of DNA-templated transcription. Gene Ontology annotation, cellular component: chromatin; nucleoplasm. Gene Ontology annotation, molecular function: zinc ion binding; ubiquitin-protein transferase activity. The record is from RefSeq and is a predicted model, not a curated record. Bases 297 to 1646 code for a protein of 449 amino acids. NCBI's taxonomy places the organism in Eukaryota, Metazoa, Mollusca, Bivalvia, Myida, Dreissenidae.